This is a messenger RNA of Striga asiatica, 1774 nucleotides long. NCBI's taxonomy places the organism in Eukaryota, Viridiplantae, Streptophyta, Magnoliopsida, Lamiales, Orobanchaceae. The record is from the annotation of a GenBank genome assembly.
CACUGAUGAAAGACGUGAUAGUGUGAUCCAACAAUUUCCCCCCCAAAAAAAACUAGCUACAAUUUUCAAAUCCCUAAAUUCGAUAUUCAAAAACCAAUUUACUCCAACUGCAAAAUUCGAUGAACCAGACACUCACCUGCUGGCUGGUAUGCGUUCCCCUGCUCCUCGGCGCACUGGUCCUCGCCGGAACCCUAGCCUACCAAUCCCGAUCGCUCGCCUCCUUCCUCCCUCUGCACCCCAUCGCCGCCGCGCCCUGCGGCAGCGUCCGAUCGCCGCCCCUCCGCGUCUACAUGUACGAUCUGCCCCCACGCUUCAACGUCCAGAUGCUGGAUCCGUCCUUUCCCGACGGAACGCCGGUGGCGCCGGCAAAUUUCCCGGCGUGGAGGUGGAAUGACCGGCUCCUCCGACAGCACAGCAUGGAGUACUGGUUGAUGGCCUCCCUUGUGUACGAUGGUGGAGAUCACAUGCCCGGGUCGACCCGUGAGGCAGUUCGGGUCUCGGAUCCGGACUCUGCUGACGUGUUCUUCGUGCCGUUUUUCUCGUCGUUAAGUUUCAAUAUCUACGCUUGGAAUAAGAAGGGAUCUAAUGGAGUUGAUGAGCAGCUGCAGCUUGAGCUGCUCAAUAUUCUAAGAGCAUCAACCUAUUGGAAAAGAUCCGGGGGGCGAGACCACGUGAUCCCCCUUCACCAUCCCAACGCCUUCAAACACUAUCGUGAUCGAGUCAAUUCAUCCAUAUUCAUUGUUGCGGAUUUCGGGCGCAUACUUAAAAUUUCUAGGCUGGCAAAAGAUGUCGUUGCCCCUUACCCACACAUGGUAGAUUCGUACAUGAAUGAUGAGCCUGAGAACGCGUUUGAGUCGCGCGAGACUCUUUUGUUCUUCCGUGGCGGGACUAAGAGGAAGGACGCGGGAAAAAUUCGUGUCCAACUUCAUAAGAUUUUAAACGGGACGAACGAUGUCAUAUAUGAAGAGGGGCAUGCAUCUGGGGAAGGCUUCAAAGCUUCGGCCGAACGAAUGCAAUCAUCCAAGUUUUGCCUUCACCCGACCGGGGACACUCCCUCAUCUUGCCGACUAUUCGACGCGAUCGUGAGCCACUGUGUCCCGGUUAUCGUGAGCGACAAAAUCGAGCUACCGUUUGAAAACGAGAUGGAUUACUCGGAGUUCUCGAUUUUCUUCUCUGCUAACGAGGCACUUAAACCAGGUUAUAUGGUCAGUGAACUCAGGAAGAUUUCAAAGGAGAAAUGGAUGAAAAUGUGGUUGAGGCUCAAAAGCAUUUCUCAUCACUUUGAGUUCAAUUACCCUCCGGUGGAAGAGGAUGCUGUUAAUAUGAUUUGGAGACAGGUUAAGCAGAAGGUACCUUCGGUUAAACUUGCUGUACAUCGGAGUACAAGGCUGAAAAUACCAGAUUGGUGGAGGAGAUGAGGUGAUGGGAUGUAAUCUGUAACUUUUUCAACAAAUCCAAAAUAAUAGGUGAAAUUAACAUAAUUUAGGCAUUGUGUAUUAAUUACUCAAACCCGGCCUUUAAUAUUUCAGUAAAAAUAUAUUUCAUUUCAAAGCUAGUUAUAUUAAAUUAUUUGAUUAAGAUCACAAAUAAAAUACCCCAAGAACGAAUACUCGGAGUACAAAUAAAAUACUCUGCCAAGAUGGCCUAUCUGAACAUCUUGUGUGAAUUUGAAAUUCUUGGGAGUUGUUUUGUAAUCGUUGUGAUCGAGUUAGGGCUGCAAACGAGUCGAGUCAAGUCGAACAUUGGUCUUAUUUAGCAAGAUUGAUUUUUUUUU